This is a messenger RNA of Echinops telfairi (small Madagascar hedgehog), 391 nucleotides long. RefSeq names its product small integral membrane protein 26 (gene SMIM26). The transcript has 2 exons. Gene Ontology annotation, cellular component: mitochondrion. Lineage: Eukaryota; Metazoa; Chordata; Mammalia; Afrosoricida; Tenrecidae. The record is from RefSeq and is a predicted model, not a curated record. The coding region runs from base 38 to 319 and encodes 93 amino acids.
GGGCCUCCGUGAACGCGGCCUGGUCCGGGUCGCAGCGAUGAGCAGCAGCCAGGCCUCGGCCUGGUACCGGCGGAUGUCCAUAGUCUAUGCAAUGGGCGCGUGGACUGUGUUGGGCUCCGCGUUUUUAUUUGGCCGGGAAAAGGACAAGCUCCCAGAUGAAGUUGAGCAAAAGGAAGUAUUGCCGGUUGAAAUACCUGAGCCCCCAAAAGGAUUUUAUGUGGAGACCAUAGUCACAUAUAGAGAUGAUUUUGUUCCAGUUCCUGAGAGAAUCUACAACUAUUUGAAAUCAUGGACUGGUGGCCCUGGUGCAGAAUCAUGACUUAUGGCUGAAUUCUGAAAACCUGACGUGUGGUUUAGUAUGCAAAUGUAAUAAAUGCUUUGAUUACAAUUU